GCAAUGGCACUAUCGACUUCCCUGAAUUUUUAACCAUGAUGGCCAGAAAAAUGAAGGACACAGACAGCGAGGAAGAAAUCCGUGAGGCAUUCCGAGUCUUUGACAAGGAUGGUAAUGGCUAUAUCAGUGCAGCAGAACUACGUCACGUUAUGACAAACUUAGGAGAAAAGCUAACAGAUGAAGAAGUAGACGAAAUGAUCAGAGAAGCAGACAUUGAUGGGGAUGGGCAAGUCAACUAUGAAGAAUUCGUACAGAUGAUGACUGCAAAGUGAAGAGACGACCUUUACACGUUUUUUCCUCUAGAAGAAUCAAAUUGAAUCUUUUACUUACCUCUUGCAAAAAAAAAUGUUCAUUUAUUCAUUCUGUUUCUGUAUAGCAAAACUGAAUGUCAAAAUACCUUCUGUCCACAAACUGCAUGUAAUGGUUGGUGGUCCUGUCCCCAAAAGAUAAACAUCAGUUUUACAAUAUAAAUAAUUGUACUACCUUGAAAAUAAAAAAAAGGAAGCACUUAGUGAACUCAAAAGUUCCAUUUGCUAAUGACUAUUACACUGUUUGGGCUGGCCCGUUUUUCAUGCAUGCAGCUUGACAAUUGAGCACAGUCAGACAUUUGUAUUUAAAAGGAAAAAAGAAACCAACCUAAAGGAUCCACUCUUUUGUUCAACGGUGGAUUCUAGUUCAAUUUGUAGUAUAAAUUGUCAUAGCUGGUUUACUUUAAAAUUGGUUUAUACCUCAGGAUGGUAUGCAGCAAAAUGGUUGAAGGAUGCAGAACUUAGAGAAAAUGCCCUAAAGGUGGAAUGGUUCUCCUGUACGUAGCAGUGUGCUCCAAAAAUACGAUGAUCUUAACUGUGGAUGGCAUGUCUGUGUUAAAAUACUGGUUUAACAUUGUCUGCAUUGCACUAUAGUGAAACGGGUGUCGGGCUGUUACCGUUCACAAAAUUUUUAAAAAACAUUCUCCAAGGGAGCAUCUUUGGACUCUCAUAUUUUUAAAACCUUCUGUACCAUGACUUGGAGCUGGCGGAGUAGCCUGUGGACUUCAGCACAACUAUCAACAUCGCUGUUCAAGAUACUACAAUUUAUGUCCAUUCCAAGUUGUAAAUGCUAGUCUUUUUUUCCAAUAAAAGACCAUUAACUUAAAGGUGGUGUUAAAUGCUUUGUAAAGCUAAAAUAUAUAUAUAAUUGAGAGAAUAAACCAAAAAAGCAGUAGGAGGAAAGUGUUUCUAUGAAUGACUUGCUGCUAAAUUAUAAUGCACAUGUAUGCAAUAAGUUAUCCCCUAUCUUUUCAAGAUGGCAAGAACUGACCUCCUGUAACCCAAGACCUUUGCUAUAAAUAAAUGAACUUGUGCUUGCCUUUCA
Molecule: messenger RNA, 1353 nt
Organism: Mesitornis unicolor (brown roatelo)
Lineage: Eukaryota; Metazoa; Chordata; Aves; Mesitornithiformes; Mesitornithidae
Product: calmodulin-like
Exons: 3
Molecular function (GO): calcium ion binding
Source: RefSeq, a predicted model, not a curated record